Messenger RNA from Oncorhynchus keta (chum salmon), 1635 nucleotides. Its product is annotated as trace amine-associated receptor 6-like. The transcript has 2 exons. Gene Ontology annotation, cellular component: membrane. Gene Ontology annotation, biological process: G protein-coupled receptor signaling pathway. Gene Ontology annotation, molecular function: trace-amine receptor activity. The record is from RefSeq and is a predicted model, not a curated record. The coding region runs from base 52 to 888 and encodes 278 amino acids. Lineage: Eukaryota; Metazoa; Chordata; Actinopteri; Salmoniformes; Salmonidae.
UGACAGGGUCACACACAGGACCAAGCAGGAGCAGGACCUCAGCAUUUUUACAUGUUAUUACAAAUGGAGAAACAUGAAGAUGUUCAAUAUUGUUUUCAAGACAGAAACUCUUCUUGCAGAAAGGCUUUGCUAUCAACAUCUAUCUAUAUAACACUGUACAUCUUCUUCUCAUUGAUUUCAGCAGUUACAGUAUUUUUGAACGUACUGGUGAUCAUCUCCAUCUCUCACUUCAAGCAGCUCCACACUCCAACCAACCUGCUCAUUCUCUCUCUGGCUGUGGCAGAUCUCCUGGUGGGACUGAUUGUGAUACCAGUAACGACUGUAGCAUUAAUGGAAUCAUGCUGGGGUUUUGGGGAAUAUUUCUGUGUGUUUUAUUUCUACAUCACUUGUUUAUGUGCUUCCUUAUCUCUGGGCAAUUUGGUCUUGAUUUCUAUUGACCGCUAUGUUGCUGUGUGUGAUCCCUUAUUGUACCACUCUAAAAUAACAAUAACAAGAAUGAUGUGUUGUAUAUCCAUUACCUGGUGUUUUUAUAUCAUAUAUGAUGCUGCUAUUAUAAACAUAUUUGUAAAUGUACAGGUACCCAGUCAGUGUUUGAAAGAAUGUUUUAUUGUUGAAGGGUAUAUGUGGGGUAAUAUAAUUGACCUUGUAAUUACAAUGGUUGUCCCGUGCUCUAUUAUUAUAACACUUUAUUUGAAAAUCUUUGUGGUGGCCAGAUCACAGGCCAGAAAGGUAUUUUCAAAAGAGGCUGCCAGUGUGUCUGGUGGUAAAACAGUACAGGCAAGUAAGUCUGAGAGGAAAGCAGCAAAACUCUGUCUAUUGUUGUUGUCAACUAUUUCAUUUGUUGGAUUCCAUUUCUAUUUUCUUUUUCUUUGUUUCUUUUUUAAGUGACAAUUUACUAUCAUUCAUCCUCAGCUUUCUGCCACUUGUUAAUUCCUUAAUUAAUCCAAUAAUUUAUGCUUUCUUUUAUCCAUGGUUCAAAGUGACUGCUAAACAUAUUUUAACUCUGAAGUUAAGGUGUUAAUAGUUCCUGUAUUUGUAUUUCUAAGUUUGAAAAAAUGGUUUGACAUAGUUUUGUUACACAAUUGUUCUUUCAUGCAACAAUACACUGACAAUACAGAGAUGAAUGUGGUGUUGAUACAGAAUGAUUUGGCUGGAUUGGAUUGGAAUGACUUAAAGAAGGCAUAAAUAAAAAAAGGAGAAUGCAUAAGAAGGUAUAAGCUUGUUUUAUAAAAUACACUGAAGUCAUUUUGGGUUGUAUUCUCCAAAGUCCAAAGCCUGUGGUUGUUCCAUGUUAUUUAAUGAUAAAUAGUAUUUAAUUAUUCUAAAAGUACAUUUUGAGGAAGUCAUGAAUCAUGAUAUAUAUUGUCUAACAUUUCCCUCUAGUGGCUACAUAGUGACACAACACCUUUAACAAGUGCAGAGAAGUUGAAAUGUUCAGUACGGCAUGAUAUCAGAUGACGUCCAAGUCUAUCUCAAUGGUGUAUUGUGUAAGUAGUUGAUGGUAAAAUGCAAGAAUAUGCAAUUAUGUGUACCACUUUAUAAUGUUCAGUAAUAAGCCAUUUGGUAGGUAUUUACAGUUUGCUAACCAUUUAUUAUUACGCACAUAUUUGUUAAAUGUUAAUCACCUGGGUAUUA